Molecule: messenger RNA, 2234 nt
Organism: Salarias fasciatus (jewelled blenny)
Lineage: Eukaryota; Metazoa; Chordata; Actinopteri; Blenniiformes; Blenniidae
Gene: grem2a
Product: gremlin 2, DAN family BMP antagonist a
Exons: 2
Coding region: 678-1256 (192 amino acids)
Biological process (GO): animal organ morphogenesis
Molecular function (GO): BMP binding; receptor ligand activity
Source: RefSeq, a predicted model, not a curated record
GUUAUUAGAGUGUUAAUGCUAAAAGUAGUGGUGUUACCAUAACACAUUACACGCUGUUUCCAACACAGAGGAUCAGUCACUUUGAUAGGUUUGCUGUGUCAGCAUUGCGAAAACACAUUGAAUAAAACAUCAUCAGGCAGUCAGGAAAACACACGGAUAUCGGUGGAGAGGGAGGCUUAAAUGAAAGAAGUGGAGCUUGAUUCACACUGUGACCAGGGCCAAUAGGAAAAACCCUCCCAGCCUUGAGGAGGGGAAGGGGGUGGUGGGGAUUCAAAGUAAGGCAGCAGGCUUUACAGUGACUCAAACUCUCUCAAAGACAGACUGCAGACAGUCUCCACGGCUCUAAGAUACAGGCUUACUGUGACUGAACUCUGGAGCUUCGCUCCAAAACUUGAAAAGAAGAGAAAGACUGAGACUGGAAAAUUAGACUCAGAGAGGAAAGUUAGAAGGGAGACAAGUCGACCGGGAGGAUGGAAAACUGAGUGCAUCCAACAUUCUGAGAAUUUAGCUGGAGGGGGGGAAAUAAAAGGAGCGAAGACAAGCCUGAGGAUACUACAGAUUAUGUUGCCAUGGAAACCAGAACCUGGAAGCGGACGCAAGGACCACUGAAGGCGGAUGAUCUGCCUUGACUGCAUCCUCGACAACAUUAAUGUCCAUCUGCACACUGUGGUGACAGAAUGCUGUGGAGAAUCACUAUCCCUGUCAUACUUGCUGGGGUGCUCUGCAUCUCUGCAGAGAGCAAAAAGCAGCGGCCCCAGGGAUCCAUCCCAUCUCCGUACAAGACCAAAGGGAACCUGUCCGUGGAGCGCCACCACCGGUUGCUGCAGCAGAAGCCAGAGGUGCUGUCCUCCAGCCGGGAGGCCCUGGUCGUGACGGAGCGCCGCUACCUCCGCAGAGACUGGUGCAAGACCCAGCCUCUCCGUCAGACCAUCAGCGAGGAGGGCUGCCGCAGCCGCACCGUCGUCAACCGCUUCUGCUACGGCCAGUGCAACUCCUUCUACAUCCCGCGCCACAUGGGCCCCAGCUCGGGCCAGGGACAGAGUCGAGGCCAGGCUUCGGGCUCCGGGAGGAAAAGCCACAACAAAAUCCAGGAGCCUUUUCAGUCCUGCUCCUUCUGCAGGCCUCACCGCAUCACGCAGCUCACAGUGCAGCUGGACUGCCCGGACCUGCAGCCCCCGUUCAGACACCGGAAGGUGCAGAGGGUCAAACAGUGCCGCUGCAUGUCUGUGGAUGUGAGCGGCCACGGGAAGCUGUGAAGCAGGACUCACAGAUCAGUAGGAUUUGAACGGGCAGGUGUGUGCAGACUUUCACAGAAUUUGCCAAACAGUGAUUACCAGGUGGAACAAACUGCACCGUGUUGUACAAACGGCGGCGCGUCCCUCCACGCAGUGACAUGAAACUCAAGAACUCAACACAGAUAUAAUUAGAGACCGUCAGCCAUGCUGCCAUGUUCAGUUGAAAGAGACAGACUUUAAAUAUGCAAGAGACACUGAUAAUGAAGCUGCCAGUAUUCGACAGUCAUCUUCUUUUUUGUUUUUCUUCCUGGUUAGAAGAUGCCUUCAGCACUUACUUUACAAGCCGAACAUUUGGAACGAUCAUGCCGAUAAUUCGACAAUUUGAGGAAACUUGACUGUUUAAAUGGCUCAACCACUUCAAAGUCUUUUCAUUAAUUAUGAACUUUCCCAGUUUGAUGUUCUUCAAGCAUUAUAUCCUGUAUAUCUUCUGGUGGCCACGUGCAUGGACACACACCCAACUGUAUACUGUCUGUCUGCCAAGUGUACCAGUCAGAAGGAAAGCACACUGCAGCAUAUGUAAUGGAGGUGCAAUGCAUUAUAUACAGUAUAUAUAUAAAUAUAUAUUUUAUUGUGUGUAAGAAUGUGUAUGUUGAAAUUAUAUUAAAUCUAUUUCAUAUAAAAGAAAAAAAAAAAGGUGUUUAGAGUGCAUGUAGUUCUGUGCUAUUUAAUGCGCUAAAAAAAAAAACCUCAAGAGGAGCUGAUUUAAAAACUAAGGUAAUUUAUUUUAUUCAAUAAAUAUAUUUCCAUGCUUGGAGAUACUUAAAACAUGUCGUCUAUAUUGCACAUGAAAAAUCACAUCACAUGGUCUCAUCGCUCCUUUAGUGUUUUGGAGUCUGAACCGGCAGGAAAGGCAAAACUAACUGCAUAGGGCUUCUUGUAACAAAGCAUGUCGACCAUCCAGAUGGACAAAAUAACAGUAGGAGUGUAUCAAAUCAAACC